This is a messenger RNA of Hippocampus zosterae (dwarf seahorse), 1701 nucleotides long. RefSeq names its product MAF1 homolog, negative regulator of RNA polymerase III b (gene maf1b). The coding region runs from base 585 to 1331 and encodes 248 amino acids. The record is from RefSeq and is a predicted model, not a curated record. Gene Ontology annotation, molecular function: RNA polymerase III core binding. NCBI's taxonomy places the organism in Eukaryota, Metazoa, Chordata, Actinopteri, Syngnathiformes, Syngnathidae. Gene Ontology annotation, cellular component: nucleus. The transcript is spliced from 8 exons. Gene Ontology annotation, biological process: negative regulation of transcription by RNA polymerase III.
CUUGUCUCCAUCAGACAGUCGUCGUUGUUGUUCGUAAACAGGAGGAAGCAGUGGAUUUUUGUUGACGUUUCCUAAAAUAUUUGGCUGGAUUCUAAAGGCGUUUACGUCGCUUCUCUUUUACCGUCCUACUGAUCGGUCGCUUUGACAACAGCGACUUGAUCCACCACGAAAAGAAAUCCUUUGUUUUUUUUCGUGCCGUUAGGUCGAAAGUGAUGCAGCUGCAGACGGACCCCGAUAUGCGCAAACAGUCACUCGAUGUAAUCUCGUCGCAUUUAAUCGGAAAGAGUAGCUUUUCUAUAAACCGAACGAGUCUCGAAGUGGCGCAUUCUCGACCGAGUGCUUGUAAAAGAUGUUUGAACGCGCACUAAUUGCUCCACUCUAAAUAGGGAAGCAAGAAGACGGUGGGGUAAAAAAAAUCACAAUAAUAAUAGCAAGCUGAUCGAGCUGCGAAUAUUAGCUUGGAGGUGACCUGAGCGACAAACGCCAUAAAAAAUUCAAGAGCUGAGAAGACUCAAGAGUGAGAUCAGCGACUUGUGUGGAACGGCUAAUCGGCUUUCUCGUCGAGGAAUAUCGAUUCGAAGGCGAUGAAGUUGUUGGAAAACUCGCUUUUCGAGGCACUCAGCUCAAGGCUGUGUGCUGAAACGGGAGAGUCUCGUAUCCUUGGGAGGAUCGAGAGCUACUCGUGCAAGAUGGCGGGUGACGACAAGCACAUGUUCAAGCAGUUCUGCCAGGACGGCGAGCCGCACAUCCUGGAGGCUCUGUCCCCGCCGCAAUCUGCCAGCGCUGCAAGUCCCGAGCUGCUGGCCAAGAGCGCUGAGGACCCAGAGAGCCCCCUGAGCGACAAGUGCUGCAGGAAGACCAUCUUCUAUCUCAUCACCACGCUCAAUGAAUCCUUCAGGCCAGACUACGACUUCAGUGCGGCGCGGGCACACGAGUUCAGCCGGGAGCCAAGUCUCAACUGGGUGGCGAACGCAGUCAACAGCAGCUUGUUCUCAGCCGUGGGGGAAGGAUUCAACUCUUUGGGACCCGAGUUGUGGAACGCCAUCGACCAGGAGAUCAACCUGCCCGCAUGUGACAUCUACAGCUACAAUCCUGAUCUGGACUCGGAUCCUUUCGGAGAGGAGGGCAGCCUCUGGUCAUUUAACUAUUUCUUCUACAACAAGAAGCUGAAGAGGAUCGUUUUCCUCACGUGUCGCUACGUCAGUGUCCUAAGCGGCUACGGAGGAGAUGGCCUGGACAGCGACGAGCUGGACAUGGAGCUGGAUGAGGAUGAAGAAGAGGAGCUGGCUGGCUUCACAGAGGACAGGUGCUCCAGAGUUGUGUGCGUCUGAAGUUUCACCGUCCGCUCCCAUCGUGUUUUCCACCCAAAGCAGUUUUCAUGCAUUUUGUAGGACUAAAUGCAUGUUUUUAGGCUUUUGUUGUGAAACAGGUGAAAGGCAACAACAAAAAAGGCCGUUUUCUGGGCGAGAACGUUUUGAGCAAUUAACUUUUAUGAAAACUUCAUUUCCUCUUCACUGCUGCUUUUGACGUCGCACAUUUUCCCUUGUUUGUCUCAUAUUCGUGUUUUUCUACAUUUGUGUGCACCUAAUUUUCAUGCAGUUUGAAUGUAGUGUACCCAAGCUACAUAAUGAUGUAUAUCGGUGCUUUCUUUGCUGUCUUCUACAAUAUUGCUAAUGUGAAUAAACAUCUUUGGUGAUUGUG